Molecule: messenger RNA, 1010 nt
Organism: Engraulis encrasicolus (European anchovy)
Lineage: Eukaryota; Metazoa; Chordata; Actinopteri; Clupeiformes; Engraulidae
Product: high mobility group protein HMG-I/HMG-Y-like
Exons: 1
Coding region: 20-316 (98 amino acids)
Biological process (GO): regulation of DNA-templated transcription
Cellular component (GO): chromatin; nucleus
Molecular function (GO): DNA binding; transcription coregulator activity
Source: RefSeq, a predicted model, not a curated record
AGUUUUAUAAUUGGACACCAUGAGUGAUUCCGGCAAGGAUACCGUGUCUCCAAAGGAGAAGGAUGGAGCCGAGAAGAGGGGACGUGGGAGACCAAGGAAACAUCCACAGCAGGAGCCCAGUGGUUCCCCCUCUCCGAAGAGGCCUAGGGGGCGGCCCAAGGGCAGCAAGAACAAGACUCCUGCCAAGACUAAAGCAAAGAAGGCUGCAGCACCAGCGUCAGGUGGAGCGAAGAAAGGUAGAGGGAGGCCCAGAAAAGUGAAGGAGGAAGAGCCGGCAAAGGAGUCCUCUGAGGAGGAGGAAGAGGAAGAGCAGUAAUGGUGUAACUUGCGCUACCUCAUCAUAACUCAAUAUGACUACUUCCCGUCACCCAGAUGCAGACUGAAAACUCUUACCCCCUGACCCCUCCACAGCCACUCUAACCUCUACUGUCAUUAACCCUCUCACUCCCGACCCGCUCCCCUCUAUGCUGGGAGCCCAACUGCGCCAUAAACACCACUCACACCACGCAUACGACUUAACCCCAGCAACAACACCACUGGAUGGCACAAACGACAGUGUAUAGCCAUGCAUACAACAUGUCACAGCUUGUAUGUGUUUGUAUUAUACUGUGUUUAUGUACGAGAGUCCUGUUUUCUCAGAGAAGCAUACGUCGGCUUGCAUAUAAAUCUGUGUGUACUCACUGCAGAUUGAGUUCUAAUGAGUGUUUUGUAGGUUUGAGAUCACUGUUAUGGGAUGCUUUUCGCAUUUGACAGUUUUUAGAAGCGUCACGGAUCGCAGGACAUGCGCUUUUCCGCUCCUUUUAAUGUGUUCUGUAAUCCCUUUUAUACACAUAUCUGAAUCUGAGCUGUUUCAUUUUCGGUUGGUUGGUUGGGUGUGUGUGAAUCCAUUAAUGUCAUUUUAUACUGGACAAAGGUUACUUGGCCUACUGUUUUUAAUUUAAUGUGUGUUCAUGUUUGUGGUGUAGUUAUUCCAAAUAAUAUUCACCUACCGUUUUAUCCUUCUCAGUGGA